GAACAAGAACGCCCCUCGCCAUUGUUCAGUUCGAUUCAAUACUUGUCUUUUCCCUCCAUCGCUUCGAGCGUGUCGCCCACCACGAAUAUACCCAAGGCCGAGCAGGAGUCGCCAAUGAGAACAGCAUAGGACGAUGGAUCCGGUCUCGAGCGGGCAGGCUCCGCAGCAGCCAUACGGUGGAGCAGCCUCGACUUCUCAAAGCCAAAAUGCUGCUCCGUCGUCCCAGACGCCCGGCCACCCCAGCUUUCGAAGACAACGUGCAUCAAGAGCUUGUGAGACCUGCCAUGCGCGAAAGGUUCGGUGCGACGCUGCGUCCCUCGGGGUGCCGUGUACGAACUGCGUGGCUUUCAGCAUCGAAUGCAAAAUCCCAGCCCCAAAGCGAAAGAAGACACAAAACGGGAAACAAAAGGAUUCCGAUAGUGACCGUGGAGAGACGGUCGACGAACGAUCCCCUCGAAAUGAUUCCCCCAGUACACAAACGGGUCAAAGCACCGGUGUAUAUAACUCCACCGAUGGCACACGCCCUGCUGUCGCUCCCAACGAGGCGCAAUUACGCCAGCGAGACGGCGACGAGCGCGCGUAUGCCCAAUUCAUGAAGCCCAAGUUCACCAGAGCGCCUAUCAAGGAGGCUGGUAGGGUGGCCUACCUUGGAGAAUCCUCAAACCUGACUUUGCUUGUCCACGACAAAUAUGGCUCCGCAGAUGUUGUCCAUUAUCCCUUACCGGAAAACGUCAGAGGCUCUCGAGCGAGGUUAACGGAAUUGGACAAUGUGGAAAUCGAUAUCUUACAUCAGAGAGGUGCCUUCUUGCUCCCACCGAGAUCGCUAUGCGACGAGCUCGUGGAUUCGUACUUCAAAUGGGUUGCCCCCAUCGUCCCAGUCAUCAAUAGAACUCGAUUCAUGAGGCAGUAUAGAGAUCCAAAGAACCCUCCUUCGCUCCUGUUACUGCAGGCUAUCCUGCUUGCCGGAUCUCGAGUCUGCACCAAUCCCCAGCUCAUGGACGCCAAUGGAUCGACAACACCAGCAGCGUUGACUUUUUAUAAACGAGCCAAAGCACUCUACGAUGCAAAUUACGAAGAUGAUAGGGUUACUAUCGUCCAAGCUUUGGUGCUUAUGGGAUGGUACUGGGAAGGGCCAGAAGACGUUACUAAGAACGUUUUCUAUUGGUCCAGAGUUGCAACAAUCGUAGCACAAGGCUCAGGCAUGCACCGGAGUGUAGAAACAUCUCAACUAAGUACGGCCGACAAGAGGCUGUGGAAACGGAUCUGGUGGACGCUCUUCACGCGUGAUCGGUCUGUUGCCGUUGCCCUAGGUCGUCCUGUGCACAUCAACACCGACGACUCUGACGUGGAGAUGGUAUGCGAAGAGGAUUUCAUUGAGGACGAUGACCCAAACAACGAAUUUGCACAAGAUUCGCUCCAUGUACAGUUUUUCUUGCAGUAUGUUAAAUUAUGCGAGAUUAUGGGUCUUGUUCUAUCGCUGCAAUACUCAGUUGCCUCAAAAGCCCGGCGUCAGAACGCGAUCGAUCUUACCCACAGUGAUAUGGCUCUGGCAGACUGGCUCCAAAACUGCCCGAAGGAAGUAUAUUGGGAGAUGCCACGACAUCAUUUCUGGGCCGCCUUGCUACACUCAAAUUACUACACCACACUUUGCUUGCUUCAUCGCGCCCAUAUGCCGCCGGCUACUACGGAAAGAGGGGGGUACAUGGAAGACAACUCAUACCCAUCGCGAAAUAUUGCUUUCCAAGCCGCUGCCAUGAUUACGUCGAUCAUCGAGAAUCUGUCUAAGCACGAUGAACUUCGGUACUGCCCAGCAUUCAUUGUUUAUAGUCUGUUCUCUGCUCUCAUCAUGCACGUAUACCAAAUGCGGUCCAAUGUGCCUUCGGUGGUCCAAGCGACUCAAGAGCGGAUGAGGAUAUGCAUGGAUGCAUUGAAAGAUGUUUCCCGGGUUUGGCUUGUCGCGAAGAUGGUGUACACACUCUUCGAGUCAAUCUUGGGCAACAAGGUCUUGGAAGAGAGGUUACAGAAGGCUCCUGGGAAAAGACACAAGAGGAUGGCACAAAAUCUCAGCCAGGGCAUUAACCAGCUCAGGCGGGAAGAUCAAGCAAAGCGAAAGUACGAUGAUAUGGCACUUGAUUUUACCGUCAACAAUGGACCAGCGCCACAAGAGUCGUACGAAAGAUCACGUCCUCAGACGCCGAGCCACACACCAUCACGAGACUUGCCCCAUAACACGGCGUCAAUGGCGGCACCGCCGAUUUCAUCUCCAGGCUCGAGACCGAACCAAGACACAUUUAUGGGCGGUACAAAUUCUCGUCCACACACCCGACCUCCUACCCCCUUUAACCCAUCUUUCUCUGUACCAGCCACGCCUCCCGACCUUUACCUCGUAACGCGGAACUCGCCCAACCUUUCACAGUCACUCUGGGAAAAUUUCCAGCCAGAUCAAUUAUUUCCAGAAGGAUCCGCCAGCAUGCAAACUCAGUUCUCGCCGUUACAAACCCAUAACAAUCUGGAUCCAAAUCUGAUGCCCCAGAUGAUGCCGCAGCCAGUGUCAAACUCUAGUCAAUCAUCCCAAAUGCCACAACGAAUGCGCGGUACUGGAAUGAGUAGCAGUCCGGUCCAAGGAGGGGUCCUCCAACCAGGACAGGCAGGCUAUCAACUACAGCAGAACUUGUGGCAGAGUGGAUUCGAUCAACCUAUGCACGAUGAUCAGGGCCACAGUCCAAGUGAUAGCUGGAGCAAUACUUCAGCCCAGGCUGUGCCCACGACUGUGAACGUGGAAGAUUGGUUCCAAUUUUUUGGGAUUAACGGAGACCUCAGCGGUAUGAACGGUGACCAUCUGCCGCUUGCUUAAAAUCUUCGUCCGGUGUACCCAGGGUUGUGGAUCGGGUGGAGUAUCUUUGAGGGGUAAAAGGCGUCGUCUUUAGUCUGGAUUCUAGCGGUACAAAAAGCGG
Amorphotheca resinae ATCC 22711 is the source of this 2954-nucleotide messenger RNA. RefSeq lists its product as hypothetical. Gene Ontology annotation, molecular function: DNA-binding transcription factor activity, RNA polymerase II-specific; DNA binding; zinc ion binding. Lineage: Eukaryota; Fungi; Ascomycota; Leotiomycetes; Helotiales; Amorphothecaceae. The record is from RefSeq and is a predicted model, not a curated record. The transcript has 6 exons. Gene Ontology annotation, biological process: DNA-templated transcription; regulation of DNA-templated transcription. Bases 134 to 2854 code for a protein of 906 amino acids.